CGGGGUCCGGGAGGGCGCCCAGAGGAGGUGCCCCAAGUGCCACGGCUCGGGGAUGGAGGUUCGCAUCCACCAGCUGGGGCCCAGCAUGAUCCAGCAGAUCCAGACCGUGUGUUCCCAGUGCCAGGGCCAGGGCGAGUGGAUCCGCCCCCGGGACUGCUGCCUCACCUGCAACGGCCGCAAGGUCGUGCGGGAGAAGAAGAUCCUCAGCGUGCACCUGGAUAAAGGGAUGAAGGACGGGCAGAAAAUCACCUUCCACGAGGAGGGGGACCAGGUGCCCGGCUUGGAGCCCGGGGACAUCAUCAUCGUCCUGGACCAGAAGGAACACCCCGUUUUCCGGCGCAGCGGCGACGACCUGAUCGUCAGGAGGGAGAUCAGCCUGGCAGACGCCCUGUGCGGGUGCCGGCAGGUGAUCCGUACCCUGGACAACCGCACCCUGCUCGUCUCCUCCCCGCCAGGUGAUGUGAUCCGGCCCGGCGACCUGAAGUGCAUCCCCAACGAGGGGAUGCCCGUCUACAGGAGCCCCUUUCAGAAGGGAAAGCUCAUCCUGCAGUUCGAGGUGAAGUUCCCCGAGCCGGGCUGGCUCCCUGCUGACCGCCUGCGCCAGCUCCAGGCCUUCUUCCCGCCGCAGGAGGAGGUGAUGGCCACGGAGGACACGGAGGAGGUGGAGCUCAGCGACUACACGGCGCACGGCGGGCCCGGCCGGCGACCCUACACCGGCGAGGCCUACCACGAGGACGACUUCGAGGAUGGCAUGCGCCAGCACGUCCAGUGCCAGACCUCAUAGCCCGCAGGGGGGGGCCGGAGCCCCCCCGGGCGCAGCCGGGGCAGGGGAGGGGACUCACGGAGCCGCCACGUUCAGGGAUGUACAUAGGUCGCCUUUCCGACAGCACUUCACCUCCCUCGGCCCCCCCUGCACCGGGAGCCGGGGCAGGAGCCCCCCCGACCCUGCCAGGGUGAGGCCCCCCUGCCCUGCCCUGCCCUCCCCUCAGCCCU
This is a messenger RNA of Empidonax traillii (willow flycatcher), 993 nucleotides long. Its product is annotated as dnaJ homolog subfamily A member 1-like. The transcript is spliced from 4 exons. Lineage: Eukaryota; Metazoa; Chordata; Aves; Passeriformes; Tyrannidae. Gene Ontology annotation, molecular function: Hsp70 protein binding. Gene Ontology annotation, cellular component: cytosol; cytoplasm. The coding region runs from base 53 to 784 and encodes 243 amino acids. The record is from RefSeq and is a predicted model, not a curated record. Gene Ontology annotation, biological process: protein refolding.